Messenger RNA from Schistosoma curassoni, 5476 nucleotides. Lineage: Eukaryota; Metazoa; Platyhelminthes; Trematoda; Strigeidida; Schistosomatidae. The record is from the annotation of a GenBank genome assembly.
GGACACUGAAAACUGAAUGUGGGAGGUUUGUAUCUUCAAGACUGACCCUUGGAGGAUCGGUAUCCCUUGCUUGAAAAUUCAACUAGUUAGUUAGAAAGGAAAUGUUAAGAAAAGGUUGUACAAAUGGCUUGCGGGCCCUUAAAUUUGGAAAAGUUUGCUAUAUUCAUCAUUCGAAGUUUACUUGUGCACCUUGUAUCGCUUACUUUGGAGGACAGCGCAGUCAGUUUUUGGACGCGUCAAUGUUGAAAUUACCAUCGUCUCAGAUCCAAUUCAUACCAAAAAAUGCAUUUUCAACUUCAUCGGGAAAAGGUUCGUCAGACGAUGAUAGUGGUAUUGAUCCAGAUGGCUUACCUACUUCAAAUGCACAUGAAUCUGAUCCAUCAUCUACGCCACUUCCUCCUGCAGUUCCACCAUUAGCAUUGUCUCCACAAAAUAUCCCAGAGAAUUUCCCUAUUGUACCGGUGAUCGCAAUAUCUGGUUCACCGUUAUUCCCAAAAUUUGUUAAAAUGAUUGAGAUCACUGAUUCACGUCUGAUAAGUCUUAUUCGUCGAAAAAUCAAAUUGAAUGCUCCAUAUGCGGGAAUAUUUUUAAAGAAACCAAAUACAGAACAGUCAGAUGUCGCAAAUAGUAUGGAUGAAUUGCAUCGAGUUGGCACAUUUGUACACAUUCCUGAAUGGGAUGAUUUAGGCUCGAAAAUUCGACUACUAGUUAUUGGACAUCGUCGCAUUGAACUGAUUCGUCCAGUUGUAGAGGAUAAUGUAGAAGAAGAGAUCAGCUUGCCAGCAGUCGGAAAACGUAACAGUUUAGUUCGACGCGCUAAACGCGCAGCGGUCAAAAUCACAGAAUCUUUAAGUUCUAAACCAUCAAAUAAUCAAACAUCAUCACCAUCUUCGGAAGAUACAACAUCUAUAAAAGGUGAAAAUCAGUCAGAUAGCAACACUAGUGAUGGGAGUAGUAGUAGUGGUAGUUCCAGUGCUUCCACAAUAUUGGAUAACCUUGAACUUGGUGCUUCUUCACCAGUUUUAAUUGGUGAAACAAUUAAUCUCUAUCAUGAUCUGUAUGAAAAUACACAAGAAAUUAAGGCUUUAAGCGCUGAAAUUGUAAAGACAAUCCGAGAUAUAAUUAGUCUUAACCCUGUGUAUCGAGAAAAUGUUCUUGCGAUGCUCCAAGCUGGACAACGUGUUGCUGAUAAUCCUGUAUACCUCAGCGAUUUAGGAGCCGCAAUGUGUAGUGCCGGUGAUACAGAAGAAUUACAAGCAGUUUUAGAAGAAAUGAAUAUUCAUAAACGUCUUCGAUUAUCAUUAAAUUUAGUUAAAAAAGAAUAUGAAUUAGGUCGACUUCAACAACAAAUAGGUCGUGAAGUUGAAGAGAAAGUUAAACAACAACACAGACGUUAUAUGCUUUCAGAACAAUUGAAAGUAAUUAAAAAAGAACUAGGUUUAGAGAAAGAUGAUAAAGAUACAAUUGUUGAAAAGUUUCGUAUGCGUUUAAAGGAUUUAACUGUUCCAUCUGGUGUUAUGGAAGUGAUCGAUGAAGAAUUGAAUAAAUUAAGCGUUUUAGAUAAUCACUCUUCAGAAUUCAAUGUAACACGUAAUUAUUUGGAUUGGUUAACUGCACUACCUUGGGGUGUAACAAGUGAAGAGCAUUUAGAUAUUGGACAAGCAAAGAAAAUUUUAGAUGAAGAUCAUUAUGGAAUGGAUGAUGUGAAAAAACGUAUCCUGGAAUUCAUUGCUGUCAGUCAAUUGAAAGGUUCAACACAAGGCAAAAUUUUAUGUUUUUGUGGUCCACCUGGAGUUGGUAAAACCAGUAUUGCUAAUUCAAUAGCUCGUGCAUUAAAUAGAAAAUAUUUUCGUUUUUCUGUCGGUGGAAUGUCUGAUGUAUCUGAAAUCAAAGGUCAUAGACGUACUUAUGUUGGUGCUAUGCCUGGGAAAAUUAUUCAAUGUCUUAAAAAAACUAAAACUGAAAAUCCACUCAUUUUAAUCGAUGAAAUCGAUAAAUUAGGUCGUGGAUGGCAAGGUGAUCCAGCUAGUGCUUUAUUAGAAUUACUUGAUCCAGAACAAAAUGUUAAUUUCCUUGAUCAUUAUCUUGAUGUUACAGUAGAUUUAAGUCGUGUAUUAUUCAUUACAACAGCAAAUCAAUUAGAUACAAUUCCAGAACCAUUAAGAGAUCGUAUGGAAGUGAUUGAAGUAUCCGGUUAUGUUGAAGAAGAAAAAUUAGCCAUUGCAAAACGUUAUCUUCUUCCAUUGGCUACUCGAAAUUGUGGUCUAGAUGAUAAUCGUCUUUUAAUUGAUGAUAAUGCAAUAAAACGUUUAAUUAAACAAUAUUGUCGUGAAAGUGGUGUACGUAAUCUACAAAAGCAUAUUGAAAAAAUUGUUCGUAAAGUUGCUUAUCAAUUAGUCAAUGCAGAGAAAGAUCCACCAAUUCUAGUCAAUAGUGAUAACUUAACCACAUAUGUUGGUCAACCAAUUUGGACAUCAGAUCGUUUGUAUGAUUCUAUCACACCACCUGGGGUUGUUAUGGGUUUAGCUUGGACAUCAAUGGGUGGUUCCGUUCUAUAUAUUGAAUGUACUAAUAAAAAACCGAAAUAUUUCUACCAAUCUACCAAUACUACUGAUUCACACAGUGAUAGUAGUAGUGAUUCAGAGGAAGUAUCUAAUAAAAAAGGGAUUUUACAAGUAACUGGGAGUUUAGGAAAAGUUAUGAAAGAGUCUAUAUCUAUCGCUCAUACAUUUGCUACACAAUUCGCUGCUUCCGGUGCUCCAUGCUUUUCUACAACUACUGUCACUGAUAAUGAUAGUGCUGAUAGUAAUAAUAAUCAAGAACAGUGUAUGCUUAAUCCAACAGAAUCUUCAAAAGCAGCUUUAUUCCUUCAAGAAUCUGAUAUUCAUUUACAUGUUCCUCAAGGUGCUACACCUAAGGAUGGUCCAUCUGCUGGAGUAACUAUGGUAACGGCUUUGUUAAGUUUAGCAUGUGGUAAACCUGUUCGUCCUAAUCUAGCUAUGACUGGUGAAAUAAGUUUAACUGGUAAAGUUCUGCCAGUCGGUGGUAUCAAGGAGAAAGUUAUCGCAGUAAGUUAUAUACUUUCUCAUAAUAUGAUAAUUUUUGAAUUUCUAUUUGAAACUAUAUAUGGUAGUAUUGAUUUGACCCACAAAUGCUCUUACGGUCACAUGUAUACAGCCACUCCAAGGAAGUUGGUUGGUGGAUACGGAGGGUCCACCUAGGGGAGUUGGAAAACCCUGAUUCCAAACCAAUUGUGCAUAUUGGCUUUAGGAUCAUGAGGGGACAAAUGGUCUAUGAACCUAUUGUCGGUCACCGGUUACCACGGUGUCGCAUCUUCUAACGUUGUUCCACUGCCUUGUGGGUCAGACCUAUAGAUCAAAGUCCCGGGUAGUGGCCCCCUGAGAAAACUACUUGGUUCAGUUUGGGCACCCGGGAAGUAUUCCAGCCCUCACACAAACCGAUUGAUUUGUGUGGUACAUGUAUAUUUGGUUCCCCCUUGUAACAAUAUUUAUGUGUUUAAAUAAAUAAAAAGUAUUGAUUUGACUUUCACAACUUUCAUAAGUUUGUAAAUCGGUUAACGAACUAACACAGAGGAUGGUGGCCACUCGAUUAUCAGCCAAUUGGUUGACCUCAUACAAAUGAAUAAGGUGUUGUUCUCCCUUUAAAGGAAGAAGACACCUUAUUAGUGUAAAAUGUAGCUUACGUUUUUAGGGGACCAAUAUAUAUAUGUAUGUGUGAAUGAGUGUACAAUUGUUUUUCGUUUCGGUUGGUUAAUAAAUAGAUUUCUUGUUACUGAAGUAGUCGUUUAGGCUUGCUAAUAAGAAGCUUGUUUAACAGUAUUAGAAUCGAACACAAAGUUAAGACAGUUUUAUCAUUUCUUCCAAUAUUUCAUGUGACACAUGCGUUGUCCAAUGAAAAUGAACUAAUCUUUGUGCAAUAAGUAGUGUUACAUCAUACAGGGUUACUAAACUGUGUCACUUUUAACCUUGGUUUUCGUUCUAGGUAGAACUCGUCAGCAUUCUGUACAUAUAUAUUCUUGAAAGGAUUUAUUAUAACUGUAUAAUUCGGAUCCUUGUCAUCUAGUUGCAAAGUCUGAGACGUUAUCAUUAAGCUAUAUUAGUCACGACUGACCUGCUAUAAAAGUGAAAUAUUUUGAUUGAUUGAUCCUUAGAGUAAUGACUAUUGUCAUGGUUGUUUAGUACUGAUCGAACCAUCUCGGUUGCGUUUUCAAAUGGUAGUUAGGUAGUAAUAGUCAACCUCCAACCUGUCAAAACAUAUCAAGAUUAGAUUAUCGAAAUUUAUGGCAAAACAAACCGGAAUAAUUAUUAGUAACGAGGGUAGUAAGGAAAACUUAACAUUGAAUAUAAGUAGUGGAGAUAAAUAUUGGGUGUAAUCUACACCACUGUAACUAAUUCUGAACCAUAUUACCCACCAUUUACAACCAUUGAUCACAGUUUUCUGCCUUUAUGAUUAUAUAUAUUUCACUGGUUGAAAUCAUGAGUCAACUGAAGCUAGACCACCAUGGAAAACGUGGAAACAUCGGACGGCCGUCUUGUCCUACUGUGGGACACCUCAGCAGUGCGCACCCACGAUCCCGCACCCUGCGACAUUCGAACCCAGGACCUAUCAGUCCCGCGCCAGGCGCUUAACCUACUGGACCACUGAGCCGGCAUCCAGCGGUGUUAAUGUCUAACUUCAACCAAUCCAUGAAGUUGCACUACCGUAUACCAUUGUCUUCAGUGAGUUAAUAUCUCACAACAGACCUGGUUGAUCAUCACUGUUAACGACUUCUCACUAGAACUCCAGGAGUAUCUCCUAAAAUCAGUCACUAGUGAGCAAGUGAUUAUUAUUAUCAGAAUGGAUUUUGUGGGGAUUUUUAGAAUUUUCAGUGGUUGAAAUCAUGAUAGGUCAUGGGUUCGAAUCUCACGAGGGGGCGAGAUCGUGAAUGCGCACUGCUGAGGAGUCCCAUACUAGGACGAGACGUCCAUCCAGUGCUUCUAGGUUUUCCACGAUGGUCUAGCUUCAAUUAACUCAUGAUUUCAAUCAGUGAAAUUUCUAAAAAUCUCCACAAAACCCAUUCUGAUUAUAUAUAUAUAUCACCUAUCGUACUUCAUCUCUACAGGAGACAAAUGACACAUAGCAAUAUCUCAUUUAUUCAAUUAGUUGUUGAGACAUUCAACUUUCAAUAAAUAAGCCAUAAGUUCGAAUCCUAUUCUGUAUCAUUAUUCUUUUCUUUUCUUAUUUAUAAAUAGGCUAAACGUGGUGGUAUAACAAGUAUCAUUUUACCAGAAGCAAAUCGUAAAGAUUAUGAUGAUUUAGCAUCGUUUAUCAAAGAUGAUUUACAAGUUUAUUUUGUUCAACAUUAUAAAGAAAUUUUCCCAGUGGCAUUUUCACAAACCUAAAAAAUCGAUGAUACACAAUAGAAAAGGAAAAAAAUAGGAGGUGUGAACUGGUUUGUUUGCUUAACUUAACAUAC